GGCGAUUCCUUUAUUGUAUAUCCAGUUGAAGUACUUAGUACUGAAUACGUAUCUGUUAAUUUGAAUUCAAAGGUUGUUGCAUAUCAGUCAAUGAGUACAAUCAUCGCUGUAAAUGACCAGACUGUUGUUCACCUAAGUUUACCUGUCGGUUCUUCAGUAACGUAUAAUGGCGAUACCUAUACAUUUGGAAGUCAGCUAUCGGUCAAUUUGACAAAAUAUGAGAUAUUUCAGUUUUCAUCUAAGGAUGAUUUAUCUGGUACAACUAUAUUGUCAAAUUAUCCAAUAGCAGUUAUCAGUGGUCAUCAGCUUGGUAAUCCAUCAGUGAGUGUGUCUGCAACUAUAGAUAUGAUCCUGGAAAUGCUCAUUCCAUGGAAGUAUUGGUCGACACAUUAUAUUGCAAUCAGUAACCCUGUGUUUAACUCCGGAUACGGCGAACUUAUUCGUAUUUUUACGCUGUGUGAGAAUGCUACUGUAAUAGUUGACAAAUCAGGAGUUCAUUCACAAAUCAAUGUCAGUCAAGAGUCGUUUUAUGAGUUUCCAUUGGCAUUAGCGGAAGCAGCAGUUAUAAGCUCGGACAAACCCGUGCUCGUUUCACAAGUAUCAUCUUCUCAUCCUUAUGCUGGCUCUCAUAUAGGGGAUCCGAGAUCAGUCUUACCGGCACCAGUAGACUCCUGGCUGAAUGAAUACACUUUUAGUACACCUGGAAGGUCUUACGGUGGAAGUUUUUAUCAUGGACUUGUUCUGGUGGCCUAUAGUACGGUUCUUGCUGAAAUAACCUUAGACAACGAGAGUCUAGAUCCAUCCAUUGUCUGGUCUGAAAUCGCAGAUACAAAUUUGAAUUAUACAGUUUUACCGCUAUCUCAAGGAGCUCAUACAUUGAAAUGCAUUGGACAUUUAAAAUGUUGGGGAUAUGUUUUUGGAAUUGGUGUGUACGAAGAAUAUGGAACAUCUAUUGGCCGGAGUUUUACAAAGAUUAAGAAAACGGAUACACUAUUUAGGGGGAAAGUUGUGAUAGCAUUGGAUUUGAUAGACGAGCAUGUACUCCUGACAACACCAGUGUUAAGUACAAUAACACAGUCUCGCACUGAAUGCGCCAAAAUGUGUGUGUUGGCUUCUUGUUCUUUCCUUUCCUUUCGGUCUGCGGAUGGAGUAUGCUAUCUAUAUACAGAGGAACAAAAGUGUAGUCCAAAGCAAGAACCACCAAAUUUCAGGCGUUAUUACAUCAGAGAAUAGUGAAGGAUUUGUUACCCUUUAUUGAAAAUGUUCACAUUGAAUUUUUAUGCUAUUUACAUGGGACUUUUAUCUUAUAGAGGAUGGUUCAUCAAUUUUAAAUGAAGAAUGUUUGUAGAUAGUCCGACUUGGUACAGUCAAACAUAAUGUGCAAUAAAAUAACCACAAGGGUUUGUGGAAUGAAUCUCCUGAAAACAAUGAGUUUUAAAUUGAUUUGUAAAUAUAUUCUUUCUAUGCGAAUUUCAUGCUUGUAGCAGGAUGUGCACAAUUUGACUGAAAUAUGCUUGUAGUCGCUGCACUUUUAAUACUAUUAUUUUAUAUUUUAUUUUGAAAAAUGAGGAUACAGGGGCAUUAUGUAUAUAAAUCAAUUAUUGUUAUUGUAAUAUAUCACGGAAAAGAACAAGAACGCUUUAUAAAAAAAUGAACUGAAAGAAUUCAAGAUUUAAUAUCACUAGAAACUAAAAAGAUUUAAGCAAAAAAUAAUAAUAUUUAGAAAAAGGGGAUCCAUUCCAAAAAGAGCAUAUGAUUACCGUUAGUUUUGUGGGCACACCUCUUCGUUUACACUUAAAACCUAAAAGUAAUACUCAACUGAAACCCACUCCGUUAAAGAUUAUUGCUAAUAUGAACAUAGAAAUGAAAAACAUAUUAUAAUUUGGAAAGUAGAAUCAAAAGCUGUUUCCGAAACGAAAAUGUAUGAUAGCUCGUGAAAAUGGACUUCAUACGUUCAGUAUCCAAACAUCAAUAUAUUAAGAAAGAAGAAAAAAAAACACACAAGACUAACAAAUAAAAGGCCAGAGGAUCUUGACUUUGGACAGGCACAAAAAAUGCUGCGGGGUUAAACCAUGAUGGCUUUCUAACUGAUGUAAAGCUCAUGUCUCCCUUAACUUGUUAGAUAUUUUUGCAUGUCUUUGGUUUAAUCUGCAAACUUAAUCUAUUUUAGUGAUAUCUUUAAAAAGUAAGCGAAAUACCAACUUAAUUACAUUCUUAUAAUACUGAAAAAAACCUCACCGAAAGCGACGAUAGAAACAAACAAGACCACAAAACACUACAUAGAAAUCUUAAGACUGAGCAUUAUGAACACCAUUAAAACAUGUAAAAAUGGU
Molecule: messenger RNA, 2333 nt
Organism: Mytilus trossulus (common blue mussel)
Lineage: Eukaryota; Metazoa; Mollusca; Bivalvia; Mytilida; Mytilidae
Product: IgGFc-binding protein-like
Exons: 3
Coding region: 91-1233 (380 amino acids)
Source: RefSeq, a predicted model, not a curated record